CUUUUUUUCAUCCAAGAUCCAAGUCAAGUGUAGCAAUAGCGAGUUCUGUCUAUUGUCUGGGCUGGAUUGAAAAAUAGAAAAUUGAUAACCAAAUUGUGAAACAAAUUCUUCUCAAGUUACCACAAGUUAAUCAUUUGGUUAUUCUCUUUUCCAUUACAACCCAAACACACUAUCUGUACAUUUGAUUUUUGAAGUAUGUCUUCGAACGAUAAAAAUAUUGCUCCGGCAAAAGACGACAGUGACCUCAACGAACUUUUGGACGAUGCAUUAAAAGACUUUGAAAAGUCAGAUUCAACAACGAAAUCAUCAAAAGCAGAUAAUACAACCGUUGACAGUGAUGACCAAAAUGCAUUUUUCAUGGAACAAGCUAGAUUGUUUAGCGAACGAAUGAGUACUCUUGUUGGCCAGCCCGAAGGUGGAGAAGAGCAACUCAAUGAACAAAUGCUAGCUGGUUUUAAGAAAAUCGCCGAAGCAACCGCAAUUGCAAUUCAAGGAGAAAGCACCGCAAACGAUGAAGAAGUAAAGAAAUACUCUGAUAGUAUAUCCGAAGCUCUUAAGGGUAUGAAUGAAGCCUCAGGUACCCUACAAACAGGCCUUUCCGAGACAGACGUUGCCAAACUAUUCUCAGGACUUGGUUUGGAAGAGGGUGCGGAACCUGAUGAGAAUCCUUUCCUGCCAUUUAUGGAAGGCAUGAUGCAAAGUUUACUCUCUCCGGAAAUCUUAUUGCCUGGAAUCAAGGACCUAGUGGAAAAAUAUCCCAAAUACCUCGAAGAAAAUGGUGAUAAAAUAAGUCCCAGCGAUCGGGAAAGAUACGAAAAACAACUAGAACUCUACAAAGUUAUUUGCAAUCGUUUAGAAUCGGAAAAACCCAAUGAAACACCUAAAGAAAAACGUGAAAAUAAUAAACUUGUGAUGGAAGAUAUGCGUAAACUUCAAGAAUACGGACAACCUCCAGAAGAAAUAGUCGGUGAAUUAACAGAUAUGUCUGCCAUAGACCCUACUGCGGCAGCUAAUCCUCAAUGCCCAAUGAUGUAGGAGCAUUUAGCAAAACAAAAUAAAACAAACACAACAUAAAAUGGCGAAUGUUAUAUUUUUUAUAUAUGUUAUAUUAUUUUCUUUUUUCUUUUCUUUGUUAAACGAAGAAUAUUUAUAAUAUUUUAGUAAACACAAUUUUAUAAAACAACGGUGGUUGAUAAAUAAAAACAAAGCCAAGAUAAAUUAUA
Molecule: messenger RNA, 1223 nt
Organism: Eupeodes corollae
Lineage: Eukaryota; Metazoa; Arthropoda; Insecta; Diptera; Syrphidae
Gene: Pex19
Product: peroxisomal biogenesis factor 19
Exons: 6
Coding region: 196-1035 (279 amino acids)
Biological process (GO): protein import into peroxisome membrane
Cellular component (GO): peroxisomal membrane; peroxisome
Source: RefSeq, a predicted model, not a curated record